AUUGCGCAUCUCUCUCUCUCGCUCUCUCUCUCUCUCUCUCUCUCUCUCUCUCUCUCUCUCUCGCUCUCUCUCUCUCUCUCUCCGUGCAGAGCCGGCUGCCUGUUCCGCCCUUUUACCUGCUGCCAUGGCCGCGGAGGCUGCCGGUCAAGAUGAUGCGACGGCCGGACCUGCAGACAUCACUGAGAUGGCGGAGAGGGUAAGAAGUAUUCGGAUCAUACCGGGUGGGUGGGGAGCUUCCUUCGCGGAAAAUUCAUGUCUCAGACCGCCUCAUGAUUGCAGGCCCCUGUCCCUGCCUGAAACGCUGCAGCAGCAAGAUGGAGUAAAACUCUGCAGCAGGAUGCAAGCUGCAGCUACAUGCAUUUCUGUUUGAUGUGUUUAUCGCGAUAAGUGGCAUGACAAAAUUUGAGAUAACAUGAACACCGGCCUUUUUAUCAGCAAUAGGGAGAGGAGGUGCAGAGCUGCAGCGGUUGCAGACCUCUCAUCUUUACAGAGUGACGCACAGAUGUGAAGAGAGAAGUGAGAGCGCACGCAGAGGCGGCAGCUGCUCGCUCAUUUGAUGUAAGCUAUGGUGGCUCAGCUUAUAAAUAACAGCGGCACUGGCCGGUCUCUAACAGUGAGUCUCACUCACUCACUUUCCCCGUUCAACGCUGACAGAGUUGAACGCGCCUGUUUUGCCCGUUUGCAUCCACUCGACAGUGACGCAAGUUGGCAACGACUUGGCAGGCAAAGGUAGGUAGGAGUUUUUUUUUUCUGAUCAGCAGAGCCGGGACCGAAUGAGUGAAUGAAUGAAAAGAGAGUCUUUGUUGAGCUGAUUGAGGUCAUUAACAAAGGAGAGUGUCCAGCAGGAGAGAGAGCCUUCGAGGCACAGUGUGCUGAAUUCUGUAAUUACAAGCAUGUUUGUUGAAGACUACAAGUGGAAGUGGAUUCUCAACAUAGAGGUUUCCACAGGACAAAGUGAGCUGUUUCUUUUUGAAAUUAUGGAUAAUGAAUUUCAAGGUGGGAUUUUUCCAGAAGAGUCUAAAAUCGCGUUGACCUGAUGACUGACCUAAAAAUCAUUCAGAAAAGUCAGUGAAAAAAGUAAAGCUUCCAUCUAGUUGUAAGUAAUGCACCUGUUGCAGAAGGGUGUGUGUGUGUGUGUGUGUGUGUGUGUGUGUGUGUGUUAAAUGGGUAUUCCUUAAGCGUCUUCCACCUGCCGGCUGCUGAACUGAACCUGUUCUUCCACUUUGCAUUGAGUUGGCUGAGAUGUUUGAGUCAGCUGAUGUUCACAUGCUUUAUAGUCGUUGUCCUGAAGUCUGUGGCCUCACUCAUCAGCCGCUCUUCAUUCUCUGUACUUCUCCUUUUUUAUUGCCUGCACUUUUAAUCAGGGUGAGUGUUUUUUUAAACUGCUUCCUUAUCUUCAAGUUUACCAUCCUGCAGAUAAGUUUAUCAGUUUUUGAAGUGCUAUCUUCGAUUCUUGCUGAUAGAUCUUAACUGCUCUUGAAUUAGCUUCUUCAGGUAUGUCACAAUGUGCAGCAACUGAAGUGUUGUUGGUACAGAUUGUGGUGAGAUUUUAUCCUGUGUGUAUUUUACAGAUGUAGGCUAUAGUGCCAAAGGUGAGGCCAACCAAAUGUGCCAGAUUACACAAUGCAGUCACCCUAAUCUCCUUGCUAGAAAAUGAGAGUUGCCGGAUUAAUACGAUGGAGUUAGUUGGAGAUGUGGGGGGAAACCCAUGAAAGAAGGCUGUCAUAAGAGAUUACUGUGCAAAGGAUUGGUUCACGACCCAAAUACUUAGUCUGCAGAAUUUGCCUGACAAGAUUCAGAGCAGAGACCAGGAGUAACAUAGCAUGAGAGUGUGAGAGACAGAGAGAGAGGGAGAGUUUCGGUGAGUUGUUGUUGCCAGAAGUGAGAUCUUCUUUGUCUCAUACUUGCAUUCUUGAAAACAAUAAAUCUGGUGCCUCCCUGGUUUACAAAAUCUGUUCAAUUUAAAUUUGAAUUAUUGCUGAGAAGGAUUUCCAUCCAAUUUAAAUUCUAAAAUGAGAGACUGUUGGAAGUCCCUCCAAAUUGUGUGAAAUACUCGGCAAAUAAACUCAAUUCUGCUCAAGUUGGAGGUGACUAUUUUAUUAUUGCAUCUUGUGAAAGCACAUGUAAAAUCUGCAGCUUUCUAGAAAAACAAGAACAGAAACAGACAGCUGGGCUCUCUAGUGAUGGCUUUCUUAAAAUGAAACCACUUAAAGUUCUCUAUCUAUCUAUCUAUCUAUCUUAGGAGACUUAAAUACACACAAAGAAACAAGUGAAGUGCACUUCCCUUUGUUGAUCACCACAUGGUUUUUAUAGAUAGCAGAUGCAGCUGUAUCUGUGUCUGACAUCUUAUCGGGGAGAGAAAGAUGUGUCACAUUUAAGGUCACUUAGAAUCACAAUGACUCUGCUUCAGUGACUUGAGCAAACUGCACCAGGUUGAAAUGUUUAUUUCUAAACCAAGGUAAGUCGAAGAUGAGUAAGUGCAACUGUGAAAUAUGCAAAGUUUCCUCCAAGUAAUCUACUGUCUAAAUGGGGGCAUAUGGUUGCCCCAGAACCGCUAUCACUUCACAUGAAUGAUGCCUUCUCAGAUGUGUAAGAGACCCAAGCCAUGGGGCAUGAAAUAUAGCUUAAAUUAUUCUAACUGAAUUGAAACCAUUGGAUUCUGUUUUUAUUAACAUUUUGCACAGAGUCUCAACUUAUUUAGUUUUGGGUUUGUGAAUUAUGUUUUAUAGUCACAUAGUCAAAGAUUUAUUCUGUAUAAUUUAAGUGAGCCUUUUUCAAACAGGCAUUAUUUAAAUGAUAUUUUAACAUAUCUUGGAGGUCGAGCUUGAAGAGUGAUUGCAACCUGUAUUUAUUGGAAACUCGUUCAACACUAAAUAAAAAAAAUGAUACUGACAAAGAGUGAGCAAGAGAGUGGCAUAUGAGGAGUGCAUGUGUUAUUACUAGCAGAGGCCGACAAGGGCAUCAUCCACAAACUAUCACCAUAGUUAAGUGUGUGUUGGACAGACACUCUGUCAUGAAGAUGUUACCUGUGUUCGACUAAGUUUUGUUUUCUGUUUUGCAGCUGAAGGAAGGGAAUAUGAAGGCUGACUUGGAGGCUUCUCUGCCUGCUGGACAGGAGGAGAAUGCGAUCCAGUGUCGAGAUGUGUGUCGAUCAUAUGGCAAACUGAAGGUCAUCAGCAACCUCAACUUGACUGUGCCACAGGGACAUAUGUGAGUGAAGCACACACAUUUGAAUUCAUCAUUAUGGCUGUGGUUCAAGACUGUAUUCUUUGAUUGAUAAGGCAUUUAUUAAUCCAUAAUGAGACAUCUGUUAUCUACCUUUAUCCAGUUUCAGAGGAGAGGUUUGCUUUUUUCUGUUGAAAUUCAGCAAUGUUUGCAUUCUUUAAAGUCAUUCAAAAACACAGGCUAAACAAGACUGUAAGAAAUACUUUCAAUUCAAUUUCAAUUCAAUUCAGCUUUAUUUAUAUGGCACUUUUCGUGCAUGAGGAAAUGCAAUUCAAAGUGCCUCACAGAGGCUAAAAACAACAAUAAAAACAAAAACCCAACCCUUCCACCCACACACACACCCAUGGACCCACACACACACAAAGACACACAUCCACCCUCACUCACCCACACAUAUGCACAGACACACAAUUGCACACAGUGUGAGAAUUUAUGAUAUAAGUUUAAGAGACAUGGCCUGACAGAGAUUGAGUCUUAAACUCCUAUAUAAACAUUUCAAUUGUCCUUCUUCUCAGUCAGCAGACAUGUUCUUAGUAUGCUUAUGAGAACUGCAUUCCCUAGGUGAAAGGUCCAUGGUCUAAAUGGAGCAGGUCUAGUCACCUUUGUCAUGUACGUGUCAACUGAUUGCUUGAGAAAAACUAAAUUUCCUGCAAAAACAAUCUGGAGCCUCCUGAAACUAUAAAAAAGACCACAGAAAAUGAUCUUCAUUAUGCAUGCCAAUCCUGGUUUCACGUCACUGCACCUGGUGUAUUUUGAUGUUUCAGUCUGAGAUCUAUAUCUAUUGUUUCUCAGCACGUGCGCUUCAUAGUAGGGAAUUCAUGCGUUGACACAGUAGUACAAUCACCUUUCUCACACAUACCAGAAUUCCUGAAGUGACACACAGGAUGAAGAAAAUUGGGGGGAAACAAAAACCUCAAAUUAGAAAUGUAAAAGCUUCUUCAGGAAUUAAGUGCAAAAGCUGGGACUAAGUGUUGAAUAUUUCUGUCAGUCAAAGGCUAAAAGGUCUCGAAAAUGAACUGAAAAAGAAUCUGGUACAUAGUUACAAGAGGAAUCCUUCUAGACAAAAUAACAGUGAGAUUUUCAGAGGCAUGCUGAAAGUGAUGUGCUCGAAUUGCUCCAUUUUUGUAAUAAAGACUUAAUAUGAAAUUGACACUAAAACCCUUAUCAGUUCCAAAUACACUGACUUUAUGUAAUGUACUCAAGCAUAUUUCCCAUUUUCUGCCACUUUUCUCCUACUAUCAUAACUGAGCCCACCACUUAAUGCAUCUAGUAAAUUUGAAGACAAAAAACAACUCUGUAUGGCUAACAUAACACCAAAAACAUUACAAAACCUGCCGAGCUUGUACUGUGCAUGAAAAGACAAUUUUUUUAGAUAUGUGAGCAGGCAUAGAAUAACUGUAAACCCUCCCUCUAUCCUUCAUGCUUAGCUAAGCUGAAGCUAGUCCUCUUUGAGCAGCACUACAGUGAGAAAAGUAUUUUUAAUUGCAUAUGCAAUAAGAUUAGCAGCUAUAUGUAAAGUCACUUGAUGAAUCUGAGUCCAGAAAUCACCUGAAAACUCACCUUUAACUUUGUCUUUGGUCUCUACCAACUCCUACUGGUGUAUAUGCAUUUAGCAGCUCAGCUCAACUUGAGUCUCAUCUAAAAGCAAAGGGUAGUAAAUCUUGAAUAUUAUUUUAAGAGGCUUUUUAAAACCUUUGUUAGUUGGGGCCUGGAGCGGAGAUAGAUAGAGCUGGUUAAAGUUACCAUGAUGAAAACAAGAAUAACUAAAAUCACUCAUGGACUGCACCAGGCACCGAAGGUCAAAAUAUUUCACUUUUUUCUUAAACAGGUAUAAAUGUUUUGUUUACUUGUAGAUUCUAAGGAAUAUUCAACAUUAAGAUAUACUGUUAACUUAUCUCGCUUUUAAAGUGAAUUACAUAAUCCUACUUUAGGGCCCUCUUAAAGGCACUUGUAUGUAUUGUGGUUGUGCUAAGCUGCCUGUAGUCGCUGUUGGACUGUAACAUUCAUCUGGUUAUAUUCAGGUGCCAUUAAACAAACAUAGACAGCAUGUAUUGCAUUUCCUGUGUCUGCAGAAGAUAAAAUAUCUUGAACACGUUUCCUCUGAGUCUUUUUAGUUGACUUUUUUUUUGACUAACUCUUAACCAAUCUUAUGAUUUGUUGUAUCUUGCAUGCUCUUUAUUUUGUGUUGCAGUUAUGGUCUCUUGGGGCCCAGUGGAUGUGGGAAGACAACACUGUUGAAAUGCAUCGUGGGAACUCUAAAAAUCUCACGAGGUCACAUCACUGUGUUGGGGAAGCCACCUGCUUUUCCAGGUCACAAUGUGCCAGGGAGGAUGGUGGGAUACAUGCCGCAGGUAAAAAAAAAUACACCAUCCUGUAAUGCCUCAACAACAUACUGAAAUAUAAAGCUGUGUUUCGAUUCUGUAGAUAAGCUAUUUGAUAAGGACUUCAAAGUUAUUGCUAAUUAUUCAUCUUGAAUAAUUAGAUAUUUGGAAGAGUCACAAAUUCAUGACAAUUCACUUUUACACUUAAAUUCCAGUAUCUCACAAAUUAUAUUUCUCUGCCGCCCCAAAGUCUUUUACAGUCUUUUUGGAUGAGAUUGCAACAAUUUUUGCUUCUUAUAGCAUAAUAUUACGGUAUAUGCCACUUAGUCUGCCAUUUCAUAAACUUUAGUAAUCACUCUUCCAUUUGACAUAAAAACUGCAUACACACACACCUCAGCUGAUGGUAUUCUAAUGUCUAAAGCCAAUCAAUCACUGUCCCAUAAUGUUAAACAUAUCCUUUGUUUCUUAGGAUGUGUUUAACACUGGCAAAGGAAACCUGAGUUCCCCUCUAUCUGCUCUUCCAUUUUUAUUAAAUGCAAUAGUGUCAGGUCAGAUGUAUACAUGCAUUAUAAUGGUCAAACUUGAUGUGAAAUGAAUUAAAGGUGACUGUACUUUUAUACAGUCACCUUUUGCCCUGGGAAAAACUAGUUUGGUUCUGAUUUCUAACAAAGCCUACAAAGUCUAAGUCGAAUUUCUUACAGCUCUUUGUCAGCAAUAAGCCCCAUUACUCUGCCAGUAAUCUCUUUAUUAAUCUCGAGAAUAUUCUCACUCUGACACCAUGCUGAAGGCUGUAUGUUAGUGUCCUGUUCAGGGGCUUGAUUAAUUUAUCUCUUUUACAGUCAGUGGUCUGCACUGGAGUGUCUCUCAUUACUGUCACACUGGAUAUCUGAUAAAGCGUAACACACAUGCUGCGUGUAUCCUGUGGCAUCAUAUCCGUUGGUGUAGGACGUGAUCUGUGACCCAGUGACGAGGAAAUGUGACACCUGAUCUGUUCCCCAGGGUGUGACUGUUGUACUUCUAUGGUGAACUUGUCUUUGCUGUCUGGAGCCACAAUGGUGAAAAAUCCACGGACUCGUGACUUUUUGUCUCGCACAAGGAAGCUAGAAAUGCACAAUACACCGUAUUUAUUGCCAGAGAAAAAUGUGCAUAUGUACCAUUAUUUAAACUGUUAAUCCUUUAAGAUUAACAUUUCCUGCUGUAAUCCAGCAGUAACAUACUUGCUCCUUGAAAAAGUGAAGUCAAAGGUCUAAAGAGGCAGCAGAGUACAUGCAGGCAUGCAUGCAGAUGAUCUUCUGUUGAAAUGUUAUAUGGUUAAUUUUCUGGGUUGCUUUUUUGAAUUGGAUUUUGUGUAGAUUACACUAAACAGUCGGUGAUACAAGUGUAAUCUAAAAAACUUUAAUGUGUCAUUUUAAAGAUAAGAGCUGCAGGUCAUAUUUGAACCUGGGCUGUCUGCCUCUGUUUACAGGGUGUGCUAUUUAACACUGAGCUAAACUGGCACCUCUCAAUCAGUCCUUGUAAUAGAGAUGGGCGUGGGGUGUCCUGUGACUGCAGAGCUGUGUGAUGAUCAGAGUGCCCUAUGUUUCUGUUGUGUUGUAUUGAGAGCUGUCAAUCAAGAGCUUACUUUUUGAUCAGAUUCAUGCUCUUGAGCUUUUCGGACUUUAAUGUACAUAUUGAAGGGGGGGUGUUUGAUUACCAAACAGUGCAUAUUUUCUGGUGUGAAGUCUUUUAAUAUUUGAUCAAUUUGGUUCCUUGGGUGUAAAAAAAUAACAUUUUUUGGUAAGUAUUUGUGGUUCUUUCACUGAGUACGGUUUCCCAAAGAACAGUUUUUGUAUUUUGACAGAAGAUUCAUAUCAAAGCCCCACAUGUAUUGAAGAUGAAAAGGUUGAGUUAGGGACUUAGUCAAGCCUCCAUCAGCUUAAAUUAUUAUGUUCACUCAUAGUCAUGUUACCUAAAGGUGGUAGGUCAGCUAUGUUAAGAUUUCUAUAAAGGGAUCCAAAAGUCAAUAGUAUUUCCAAACUACAAUUAAAUCCAGAUUCAAAGUGACACAUUUCUCCCCUUAUUAAACUGUUGCUGCUGUGUUUGUGUCUUUAAAGUUACUUUCUGUGUAUUGCAGGAAUUGGCACUGUACAACGAGUUCACGAUCAGCGACACCCUGAUCUUCUUUGGCCGAAUCCACGGCCUGACAUAUAAGGAAACCCAAACACGCAUGGAUUUCCUGGUCGACUUCUUGGAUCUACCUCAGAAGAACAGUCUAGUCCGAAAUCUCAGGUAAAAACACCAGUCUGCAGGACCUGAUGUUAGUCCAGUUUAUUGUGCCUCAUAAACCUGUGUGUUUGCAGUUGCAGCUGAUAAGGGAGCCAGCCACUCAGCUUAAAGACCCACUCCCUUGAAAAUCAUGUUUUUUUUCUUGUCUACAUAUUCAUAUGGACUUUUUCUGAUGCUACAGGACAUAACAUGGGAAAAAUAAGUGCGAAAUUGCAUUUCUGAGUAUUUUUGCAUUCAAAUCCCUGUGAACAUCUCAGAGACCCGAACAGCAGGUUCAGACACUGUGGGUUUUUCUCUGUCACAAAUCCAAGCUCUGCCCCCCCAAGCCUCACUAUGCAGGCCAGACUCAGAGAAGUAGAGAGGACAAUCGCGGAACAAGUGUGUGUGUGUUAGCGGAUUGCAAUACUAGUAAAAAUGCUAAUUAUGAUAUUAACUUAAACUACGUCCCUAAAGACAUUAGUGUAUGAGAGCUGAAUAGCUCCCAUGUUACCUGCCACUUGAAUGACACCAGCAAAGUUAGGCUGCAAGCUCGUGUGAAGAGGAGUGUGAGGAGCAGCGCUGUCUCCGCCCACGACUCAGGUGAAUUGCUAAUGGGCUAUUGGAGCUCUGCAGAAGAAAAUGACAUGGGUAAUGUAAUUUUGGCUAAAAACUCAAUAAUCACAACUUAAAGACCACUCAGAAGACUUCGAGUAGUAAAAAAAAAAGAUCAGAGCGGGACUUCGAGUUCUGUAAUUCACUGCAGGUGAAUGUUAAAGGUACAUCACUUCUUUCAACAAUCACUAGCUCAAGCUCGUGACUGGUUGUCCUGUAAUGAUGCAUCCCUUUAUUGGAAAAACAGCUGCAAACUGACCACAUUUGAUCUGUUUUGUGGAGUUAUUGAGGUAUCAUUAAAUGCAUUUUUAUAGCUGUCUACCCAUGCUGGUGAACUGUGACCCUUUUACUUCAUAGACAUCCAUAGUCACUCUCUCCCCUGAUGGUUAUAAAGCCAGUGCCCAUAAAACAAUAUAAUUUUUGUCUGGUAACAAGACAAAGAAGAGCCAGAUAAAGAAAGCAGAUGCAUCAGAAGCUUAGGAGGGUGUGUUGUGUGAAACUUUGAUUACAGGAGAGGGAUUUUAUGUCAAUCUAGCAUUUAUGUUUCCAAAUCUCCUACUCUAAGGACAGUCUGUGUUGGGUUUAGUCUAACAUCCUAAAAUGACACAGACAGUCAACAAGUUUCUGUAAGUUGAUAAAUGUAAUGUUGGGUCUAGCCUCUUGUUCUUUGAGUGUCUCUUUGAAACUCUGAAAAUAUAGCAUUUAGAAGUUACUGUAUCUCCAACAAGGUUUUAAUAGCAAACAUUAAAAGUCAAAUGUCUUGAUAUAGAAGCAAUGUAUGGUGACUGUGAAUGUGAUUUUAGUUGGAAGAGUUUUAGGGCAGCAUAUGGUUUUCUUGGUUAUGAGUUUGGACUUAGUGCUAUAGUCAGGUAUGUAAAGGGCGUACGGGCUUUGAUUGCUAUACUGCCACCAUAGCUUGUGCAUUGUUAGAUUACCACAGAUGUUUUUAUUCAUGUUGUUUCAUCAUUUGAUUUGGUUUGACAGCAAAGUGCAUCAAGUGCGUCACGUCAAUCCAAGAUCAAAUAACUAGAAGGUUUUACAACAAUCUCCUCAGUUUUCAUCAAGGGGAGAUUUUCAAAAUACAGUAUGAAACAAGUAGUCCAAUUUUCCGAAGUUUUUUCUUUAUCAAAUUCAGUUUGCCCACUGGAGCCUGUAACAUCUUAAUGUAGCAGGACUGGUUUCCGGGCUUUUCAGCUUAUCAAGUCAAAUAUCCACAGGACCCUUCCAAGACCCCUGGAGAAACAAGAGAUCUGUCUAUACAGCUUUAUUCUAUGACGUUAAUCAUUUCUAUUAACGUUUGUCUAUGUGAUUUUUUUAUCUUGUGCAAAUAAGACAUCAACUUUUGCACCAAAGCGAAGCUCUGAAUACAAUGGAGUGAGUAUUUCAGUUUUCCGUUGGCCAGGGUUGUGGCUUCACAGUUUAUCGCCACCUUACCUCAAGCACUAUCUAAAAGUCUAGCUCUAAUCAGAAAUGGGAUUUGCUGCUUUGUUUGCAGUAUUUAACACGUUUAUUUUCCCGUUAAACUUAUCAUACCAGCUGAGAGCCUUUUCCAGCUUUCUGCCAAUAUACUGCUGCUUCAAUCUCUUGCUCUUCAUAGUUUUAGAGCUAAAACUUCUCGGCAUAAAGAGUUUAGCUGUCUUACUAAAAAUGAAACUCAGCAUUUGACUUCAUAUUUCUGAUAGAUCUCCUCUCAACACACUUCUGAAAAUGGUUACAGCCGAUGAUUGGCUGAGGACCCAGUUGCAGAACAGAGUAAAAAAAAAUUCAGUAUUAAUGAGGUUUCAUUGCAAAGAAAGGAAGAUAGGGAUGUAUUGAUAAAUUGUAUAAGUUGCAGAAGACAGGGCUCAAGAAUGUGAGUGGGACUGUAAGUGGGGCAUCAAGGUGAGGAGCUGAGAAUCCAGUGGUCAGAUUGAGGGAGAUAAACAAAGAUAGGAAUGACUCUAAGUCAGACAGAAAAGAGGAUAAUGAAUGUGUCAAAAUUAGACACAGCAGUACAUUUCUUCAUUUACGAAAUGAAUGGAAAAGACCCGAGAGGUGGUCUGCUGCAGUCAGUGCAAAACAAUCUGGCAAUGAGUGGAUGGAGAGCCAUCCUAGGUCUACUGUUAAGGUGAUAAGUAGAUAGAGAACAGGUGUGUAGGUGUGAGCAGGUGGAUUGAAUGAAUGAGCAGUCAAGGUGCUGAAAAGGGAAAAAACACAUCCAUACUCACAGACACUGACAGACAGAGGGGAAACAGGAUCAAACGAAAAGAAAAACACGUGACUUGGCCGGAACCAUCACAAAAAUAUGAAUUUAUUAUGUAAAAGCCUACGUCCUGUAGAAUGAUUUACUUAAGAGCUGACAUCAAAGUGUCACAUGUAGUUUCUCUUGUGGUCAAAUGUCCCUACUUGUAAUCCUGCAGUGGUAUGUAACACAAAGACUGCUGAAACUGAGCCUGAUUCAUACCAUAAAAGUUAUUCUGGGUAUGAAUAAACACACACCUUCAGCUUCUUGUCACUUGCUCUUUUAUUUUGAUAUUAUGAAGAAUUGAUCAAACUUUUUCUCACGGAUUAAAGAAAUGUUCUUUUUAGAUGUCCUAAUCUAAAACAGCAUUUCUUUCAGUGCCCCUUCCUCCUGUCAGCAGAUCUUGUUGUUUCCCUCUGUGUCGUCUGGCAGGUUUGUCUUGCAGGUUUUGUCGCUGCUACUUUUGUAAUGAGUGUCAGCAAUGAUGAAACAAGGAUCUGGAACGUGGGAGAAGAUUCACCUUUGACCUGUUUUCUGUAACCUCAUUAGUUUUCUCCUGUGUUGUUACAGUGGAGGGCAGAGGCGCAGGGUGUCUCUUGGUGCGGCCCUGCUACAGAACCCUGAACUGCUUAUCCUGGAUGAGCCCACAGUGGGGGUCGAUCCUGUGCUUAGGGCCAAGUAUGUAACACACAAAUAUUCAGACACAUUAAUUCAUAGAUCCAUCUAUUCCUUGAAAGUUGUAUUUCAAAGAAAAGUAUUGCUCAGUAUUUCUAUCACUAAAGACCGGUUUUACUUCAGUUUUUCUAAUCUGACAGAGGAAAGCUCUCAAACAACAACAAAUUUCGACACACUCUACACAGAUAUUUGGGCCAUAUGUUUAUGAGAUAAUAUUUUAAAAUAUUGACAGCAUGCUGCUUUCCUUCAGUAGAUAGUGUCAAAGUUAUUGUGCAGAGGCACAAUAAAACCCUGUAGGGGCAGAUGGUUGGCAGGAAAACUGCUGCUGGCGGGGCUGUAAACUUUUUAGGAACGGCAAACUAAAACUCAUUUUAAAAAAUCUUCAAACAAGUGAGUGGAGUGUUGUGUAAUUGAUUUGUUUCUUUGGUCUCUUUUGAAGGAUCUGGCAGCAUCUUGUGGAGAUUGUGAAGACAGGGAAAGUAUCAGUCAUAAUCACUACACACUAUAUUGAAGAGGCCAGGCAAGCCAACGUGGUGAGUUCACUCAUACAUGCAUGGAUACACACACACACACUAACAUGGACAAUCGGAGACAAAUGAAGCAGAAAUACACUCAAACAGGAAUGCUGCCGCAAAAUCAAUAGAACAAAGCACUGCAUAUGUUUCGCCUCUUCCAAGAAAAACAAUGUGCCUAUUGAUAUCUGUGCUGUGUAAAGAUGAGAGAUCAAGUUUAUUCUUGAUUAGUUUGGACAUGACAGAACAAAGCUGACAUUAAAUGAAAGUUACUGGGAUAAACUUUCUGUGGAGUUUGUACAGAAGCCCUCUUUUAUCUUGGUCAUAAAACUAUCAACUCUCCUGUUGUCAAUAACUUUUUUUUUUUAAAUCCAAGUUAUAUUUUUGGGCAUUUUGUCUGUGUUGAAUAGGACAGCUAAAGAAAGACAGGAAAUGUAGAGAGCAGAGAACAUGCAUCAAAAGUAAAAGGCAAAAUGAGUGAGGCUCCUGCAAUGCUGGGCCAAUGUAACUCAUUCUGAAUAAUAAAUCUGUUAAAGAAAUUAGUUAGAGUGAAACCCAUAAGAACUCCUGCUGUAAAUAAUCAUGAGAGCAACGUAUGUGAAGGAAUGAGCAACACGAAUGUGGACUCUACAGAUAGUAAGUCACAGCUCCCCAUUUAUCACAGUCCAUUUAACACCCAUUUCACCCCAUGAGUUUAGUCCUUGUUUAAACAGUAAUCUUCUCUUAUGUAAAGUCCUUAAUACCUGAAGUGCUUUACGAAUGCAAGUUUUUCUUGUAGAUUAGGCUGUCACCAUACCUCAGAGUAACAAAGCUUUAAACCACUCCUAGCCCUCCCACCAGUAAGUCAACAUAAUAAAUAUGGCUUCCAAUAAUGCCACUGUCAUGUAACUUGUAUGUUGUAUGCUUUUAUAUUGCUUGCUCACCCUGCAUAUGUUAGCAUCUGGCUAGCACGAGACAGUACACGCCACGGCAUAGCACCAGCUAGCAGGUCAAGCAGUUGGUUGUAAAUUUUCAAAAGUUUUGUCCACUUGUGAUACCAUGAUGCCUUCUUAUUUUAUCCUAAAUCUUCUUAUCCUUUGUUGAGUUUGACCCCUGCUGUAUUAUGCUUGAAAUUGAAUGUACAGGUGGCAAAUUUGUGUCACAUCUACUCUCUAAAUCUUGGCAAUCUGGUUUGUGCUCAAGUCCUCUUUUUUCUGUACAGCUCCAUUUUUAAAAAUUAUUAGGGGGUUCGUGUUUUGUAUGAUUGACACUUGAUACAGCCUAUGGGUGUACGGAGAUUGCGUAGCUCACCUGAAAACGCAAAAGGGGAAGGUACCCAGAAGUGCUGGGCUCUGAUUAGUUAUUCCUAAUAGCUGUGAAACGUUAACGUCUGUCGGGUUAGGGUUAGGGGUAGGGUAAGGGUUAAGGUCCCAACACACCAGGAACGACGCAACAUUAGGAAAUAUUCGAAGGCGAAUUUUGACGCGCCUGACUAUACACAUCAAGCACAAUUUAAUUUUGCGACUUUGCGAGGGGAAAAAAAGACGCGUCCUCCGUGGAAGCGAGAAGACUGACUCGAGACUGACUGUUUUUCAGUUCUGAUUAGACACUAGUGUUGAGAUGGCUGUCUGUCAUGAUAGCAUGUACUGAGUCGGGGCCAGUACCAGAUAAGAACAUUAAACUAUAAUCCAUAAACGUAAGGUAACAACUGAGACCUGAUGGUGCUGUGACAGCAACGCGAUUGAGUUUGAGACAGUGAAAAUACAUAUGGUAUGUUGUAUCUGAUCAGGUUAGCUUAUGAGCUAAAGUUACUUAGCACAGAUGAAAGUUAAAAACAAAGAUGUUUAGCAAACUGUUAAAGCACACAAACCAUCGUCAUAUGAGAAAUCCGAUGCUAUGACUCUCCACAAGUUGUCCUUCGGGUCGUUAUCUUUCUAAUGUUUGUGUCUUUAAUCAAAAAGCACUCUGUUUUCCGACACGUAAACAAUCAGCUGGUCGGCCAUGUUGGAUACCUGGUGAAUCAGACGUCACAACAACACGCAAUCUGAUUGGUCAGAAGUGGACACACAGUAUGCGAAAAAAAUGAAUGAAGCAACAUCGCAGGACGGGAAAACGUCGCUGAUGUUAGCGCUUUUACUGACAGGAUACAGGUUCAGAAAAAAAUAUUGAUGUCCAAAAUAAUCACACGAAAAAAUGCUCCCGGUGUGUAAGGACCUUCAGGGUCAGGAUUAGGAUGAGGUUUAGGGUUAGGAGAUUCAGAAGUGCGAUAAUGUUCUGUAUUGUUCUGUUUGAUGUACAGAGCCGAUAGCCUGCGUUUGGCCUGAGCGCGUGAUGACAUUCUUAGCUUCUCUAGCCAAUCAGAGGCGAAGGAGGUGGGACUUUCCCCCACUGUCCUACAAAAAAAUAAAUAAUGCACCCAGGAAAGUUACUGUUUGAGCAGAAUGUCAUCACGGCUUGCCGAAUGCGUCACUCUCCAACCGAAUGCGCACAACGCUACUGCGCAAGUGGUGGUUUCAGGAAGUGGAGAAAAUCCCAGAAAUGCAGAGAGCAAUUUGGCUUCAAAUUCUUAUAAUGACAAAAGACGAAGCCAAGUUGUCCAUAAUAUAUACAGUCUAUGGGCAAGGCACUGCUGGCUGUGUCCAGCAGUGUGUGAAUGGGAUAACUUAACACUAAUGGACAGGUUACACAGCAGCCCCUGGCAUCAGCGUGUGAAUGUAGCGUGAAUGAGUGAAUGGGACAUGAAAUGUAAAGGCACUUUAUGUGGUCAGUUAGCAAAAGAAAGGGCAGUCUAUUCCAACAAUUGAUUUAUUAAAAUGUUGAGAUUGACUUUCGGAUAACUUUUGAAUGACAUUAUAACCCCACUUUUGGUAGCUGCAAACUGGAAAAUGUUACCAGCUUAAGUUUCAUUUGAGAUUUUGUGGUUAUGUUAAGUUUCAAUACAGUUCAAGAAGUUUCAUAGCAAGUAAAAGCCUUACAAAAAGCCUCAACAUGUUCCUUUUUUUAACCUCAAGAAAAUGUUGUAUGUUCUUUUUCCAGGUUGGACUCAUGAGGAAUGGACAUCUGCUGGCUGAAGGUCCUCCAGAAGUAGUCAUGAAGCAACACAGUGCAACAGUGAGUACUUAAGACCCUGCAUGUGAUGUGGUGACACCAGGAACACUGGUGGUUGUAAGGGGAGGGAGGCUCAGUGGUACUACUGAGCAAGGCAGUUUAAUUUCAUAUGCAAUGGUGAUUUAAAGAGCUUUUUAGUCAGUGCUCGUCUGGCAGAAAUAACUGAAAGAGAAAUCUUUACAUCCCCAUUUGGUCACUUUAUUCUCUGCUGCAGACGCUUGAGCGAGCUUUUCUGCAGUUGUGCGAGUCAUCAGACCAGAUCGGCUCUAAACGGGGGUCCAGUCCACAGACAGGGCCUUUGGAAAACAGUCAAUCAUUUGAGAGCGGACGGGAUGAGACUAAACCAAUCCUUGGGGUUGGUUCAGGAGGUGCAGAGGAAAUUCCCAAAUAUUCAGGUACUUCUUGGAACAUGCUGAAGUUUCCUUUUUCAGACAUUGGAUAUAAAAUUUUGGUUAUUAAUAUGGCCAUCAUCUCAAAUAACUAUUGCAUUAUUCAUCAUUUUGAACUUAUAUUACAAACCUCUUCCCCGUGAAAUAACUGUUGACCAUAUGUGAAGUAAUUGUUCCUUAAAGUGUGUAUUUGUUGUGUGUUGUCAGCUGACUGGAAGGUGCGUGCGCGGCAUGUGUGGCCAAAGUGGGGGAACAUUGCUGCCCUUAUGAUCAAAACAAUGGUGCGGAUGAAGAGAAUGCCAGGGUGGGUUUCAGUGAAUAUUUAUUAUUGGUGUAAUCAUCCAUGCAGCAGAUAUGAAGAUGAGUAAAUGUUGUUGCAGCUGUGAUGACUUGACCAUGUUUCCCUCCUGGCUCUACAGCUCGCUGUGUUUCCAGUUCUUGUUGCCCGUCAUCCAGGUCUCUCUGAUCUGUAUGUGUGUUGGAGGGGAUCCAAAGGGAAUCCUGGUUGCCGUGGUAAACAAUGACACCUCCCCAUCGUCUUACAGCCAGUCAGUGCUCUCCUUCCUCGACAACUCCAGCAUGUAUCAGGUAUUUUUGUUCCUUAAGAGAUUAUUGAAAUGAAUGCAGAUGAGACAUACUGCACUCAAGAGUGACAACCCAAGAGCAACUUUUUUACACAUUUGUCUCAAACAGUUCAGAUAUUUUCAUUGAUUUUCUUUGUCUGUUAUUAUGUUGAUUAAUGUCUGUCUUGUUGUUAAUCAAAAUGAGAGCACUGUAUCUGUGUUUUGACUUGAAGUAUCAGGUCUGUUUUCAUAUUUGGCUCAGUCUGCAGAGGAAAUAACCAGCUUUGCACACAAUGGUUGUAAAUUAGACCUUGACCAAAUGGUUUCGCUUCUCUUUACAGAAAAAUGGAGACUUCCAUUUCCCAGGAAAUCAGUGUGUCUUUGUAAAUUCUGCUUGUUCUCUGUAUUUACUGACAGGUGCAUUUGCCCCACAACGAUGCUUUUGAAGGGAUCCGUAAUGGAGAGUACUGGGGUGUCAUUGGCUUUGGCAAGAACUUCACCAGCUACUUGACUAAAAGGUGAGAAAGAGUGGUCUAUUAUUGUCUGAGAGCCACAAUCACCACUAACCAGUUUAGGAAUAAAUGCAAACAAAAAAGAGCUAAGGUUGAGUGGUGAAAGGUUGCAAAACUGUAAGCAACUCUUUUUAAUCAUACUAAUCCUAACUGCCCUGUAUUGCCUGGGACAUCGUGCAUUUUAGGGCUUAAUUGGUUUGUUUCAUAUGGGACCUCAAUGGUCUUGUAUAUUGACUGUUAACUCUUGUAAAUACAGCAGACUGCACUCUACAGAUCCUAGAUCAGAUAAAACAGCAGUGCCAGAUCAUGUAUCAAUCACUCCACUUAACACCUGUCAUUCAGUCACAGGCGCCAUCGCGUGCAUCAGUUGUAUACAGUGUAAAUGCAUCGAAAAAAAAGUUUGGGUAAUUAUUUAUUGAUUUAUUUUUUUGUAAAGGGUCAAAUUGUGGUUUAUUUGAGGUUUAUUCAUAUAAGGUUAUAUAAUGAUUCAGACAGGAUGAAAGAGAAUAUACACACUUUCCAGUUGAAUCAGAAUAUGAAUAUACAGUACUCACACAUCAUGCUCACAUCACUAUGGCACCGUGCACUGUAAGGAAGUUGGCAACCUUAUUGUAAUGUUAUUUACUGUCAUCCAUAGCUUGUGUUUGGUUAGAUGGUAUUUAAGGCAACAGUAUUUCAAGCAAUCAAGAAGUUUCUGGCUAAGGUUACAGCUUCUUCUACAGUGUUUAAUAGGGGUUGAAAGCUAAUGUUAGCUGCAGUGCUCAUGUGUUAGUGAACCAAAUUUUCACUGUCAUUUGUCUUUUGAAUUUUCUCAGAUUGUUUGAACAAGUUGCUAACCUGGUCCACAAGUGAUAUUAGCGAUCCACCCUGGUAGUGACAUUUCCACAGUUUAGAUGCUUCAUCACUGUGUUGAGUUCAUAUGUAUAACUUAACUUGUUUUAGUAGACUGGAGCAGACAAUAUAGUCUCAAGUGUUUUCAAGUAUACAUGUCUAAACAUGCCUGACCUAUAUGUUGUGCAUUUCUGUUGCCUCCGCUCUCCCCUCUGGUGACACUGAACACGCAGCAUUGUUUUUGUUCCCUCCUUGCGCUUCCUUCCUCCCAUGUCUUCUUUUUCUGUUUGUCGCACCAGAGGCUGAUACUCAUGAUGUUAUGCACCUGCAAUGCAAUACUGAGCACCAAAAGCUUUGUUUGUACGUCAGUGUAGUCGCACAGAAACCACAGCAAAAUGCCUGUGUGUGUGUGUGACGCACAGGCCACAUUCCGGCUACAGAAGCAAAGUCAUCUAACAGAGACACAAGGAGGGACGCAAACUCUUAACCUUGCUGCAGCUAAAAAUAACUACUAACAUGAAAACACACUCUUUCAAAAGAUGGGUGGAGGCGUGUAUUUAACUUAAGAUGGGUGGCAAAGCUUUGCACAGCAGACAUUGCACAACAAAACUCUUUCCUUAACUACUUAAAAGUUUAAUGUGCAAUGUAUUAGGGACAUAAAUGAUCACCAGCAGCAUGAUUCCUCAACCCCUAUAUGUGACCUCCUGAAUUUUCCAUGAUUGAGCCAAGAUUAUGCUUGUGUUGUUUUUUUAUCCUUCAAUAGUCAUCAGAUUAAGUAGGCCUAUCAUAAAAUCUUUGGAUAAACACAAAUGUUGCCUUUGGUUGAUGUUGGCGAUUUUUUACACUUAGCAUUAAUGCUACAGUCAACGUAUGAUAUUAUUGCAUUUAAAACUGAGAUUAAAAGAAAAAAAAAAUCACAACUUUAUUUUAAUUAUGCCUAAUUCACAACCAAUUAGCAUCCUGCGCUGUGUUGCUGAGUGCAGUAUCUUGUGGUGUACAUAAACAGAAAUGAAACCACACCAGUCCAUACGUCAGAAUUACAGAAUCAUGUGAGGAUGAGUCAGUCCUGGAGAGGGAAGGCAUGAGUUGUUGUUCUUACAGAUUGAAUCACUAUUCCUUUCAGUGUGUGUGUGUGUGUGUGUGUGUGUGUGUGUGUGUUACCUGGGUAGACAGUCUGGUCCUUCCUGUCCUUAACACACCUGAGCAGGUCACAGCUUAGCUUCCACCAAUCAAACUCUCAUUCCUCCCUUAUCAUGUGCUGUUCAUGUGACAGACCUGCAAGAGGGAGACAAAAGGUGUUUUUGCUGCUGUGUCUCCUCGUCGAGUGAAAAUAAUCUGUCUUUCAAUGAGAGCCAUAUUCUUCCUAUGUAAGCCAAGCUUGCAAUUAUUCAUUAAUGCUGCAAAUUUCAAGACCACAAGUACUCCUCAACUUAUUACUGAACAAUUAAACUUGUUCUCUUGACUCAACUAAAUAAUUAACAGAUGAUUGCAUCUGAAGUGGCUUUUUUAAGGGGAGGCCUGCAGCCUUGUUGGGUCAGGAAGGAGUGCAAAUGGAAAACAUCUCUUCAAACAGUGGUAAAAUAAAAAUAACAAACAGCUGUUUUUUUUUGUUGUUGUUUGGUUUUCCAAGUGCUCCUUUGGGUUGUAGAUUCCUGGUUGGAAGAAAGGCAAUCUAUUUAAAGAGAUAAUUUUAGGGCUAUGGGAAAGCAGUUUUACUUCAUAAUAAAGAGAGAACUAACCUCUUCAUCAUGGCCUGUAGAGAGGUCUUUUAUUCGUAGUUAAUACUUCCUGCAAACCCAGGACAGGACAUAUUUGCAUAUUGAAAUGGAUUGAUUUUACAGGAUGAUCCAACGGCAGGUUUCCAGAGAAGUUGUUGAUGGGGGAUCAGUACAUGUCUGGCUGGAUCUGACAAGUAAGAAGAAAACUCUCUUGUAGUUCCUUAUCUUUUGGUAAACCUUUUAAAUAUGACACUUGAGACAAUAUUUGGAAACAAUGAAAAUAGCUUUUGUGUUUUCUGUACAUCUGCUAUAUUUCAGGAAUUUGAAUGCAGAUAUAUACCAUAACUAUGCAUGUAUGCAAAUAUCCAGACAUUUUCUCACUGUUAUUUAAUUUUUUACACACCUAAAUUUAAGUUGCAAAAGACCUGUGAUAUACAGGUGCAUCUCAAUCAGUUAGAAUAUUGUCAAAUAUGUGUAAGUUGCUUUAAGUUUUAUCAUCAAAAUGAAAAGAAAUAGAUACUAGAAAUACAAGAAUAAUAAUAAGAAGAACUUUAUUUGUCCCUGAAGGGAAAUUCAAUGUCUAAAAUAUAUGUCUGUGUGUGAUGAAUCUUUAUGUUUGAGUUUUACUUUUUGAACUGAAUUAAUUAUACUGUGUCCAAAAAGUUCAUGCACCACAGAAAAAGUUAACACAGAUUGGGAAUAUUCAACAGAAGAGCCAGUGGCAAUGGCUUGAGCACAGACCUGAGGCUCUGAAACAGCAGCCUCUUCAGAUCUUUGUUUGACCCUCUUGGCAGCACUACCAGAAAGGUUCUCUCAGUGACAUACUCCAUGGUCAGCCAAGAAAUUCAUAGGCCUAUCACAAACAGAUGAACUAUUAAAUAACCUUGGGGUGCAUGAACUUCUGGGACUCGGUGUACUGAAAUGAAUCAACUUUUUGAUAAUACUCUUAAGUUACUGAGAUGCAACCAUAAUUAUAACCCUGUGAAUCCAAGAAGCUGGAGAUGCUCAUUUGUGCUGUUUUUUAAAAUCCCCAGAUCGACAAAUUGCUGUUAUGCUGCAAAAGAAACUACAUGAGGCCUUUCAGGUAAAUAAAAUAGAUAAAUAUGUUUAUUUUCUUUUUAUUUAUUUUUUUUUUUUUCUACUACGAGCAAAUGUUCAGAUGUUGCAUCACAGGGGAGAUACUCAUUGAACACAUCUAAAAAAGGAAAAGAUAACACUUGAUGCCAUACAAAUACUUUAAGAUAAGCUGACAUCUCAAUUGUCGAAAAAAAAAUUGUGGAGCUUUGUAAAAUGAACAUUGCAGAUAUAUUUUUCUAUUCAAACGGACAUGAAAAUCCUUUUUCUUUUUUGUCCUUUAUUGUGUUAUUACAGCGCGUCUGUUUUUUUGGGGGUGUUUUUGAAUAAGCUGUGUUUUUUUAUUACUCUUUUCCAUUCACAUCAUCAUCAUGAAAUCUCUGAAACCCCAAACAAACAGACUGAACCAUUUCUUCCCCUUAUAAAUACUUUCUAAAUUAAUAUCUCCCACACAAGUGUCAUAGUCCGGAGUUAAACCAAAAGGGAAAGGACCCAAAAUGCAGAAAAAAAAGGAAUUAUUUAAAAAGAAUGAAAUAAAAAAGCAAGAAAAAAAAAUCUACUAGAAAAGCACUCAGAGAGCACAGACCUCCGCCAAGUAGCUCAUGUCCCCCCUUAAACAAGAAAUGUCCUGACCAGGAUCCAAACCCAGGACCUUCUGAUUAUGAGGCGACCGUGCUAACCACUACACCUCUGUGCCACUUAUCUUGCCCACUUUGUCGCCCAUUAGUUAUCUUUCAGCAUUGAAAAUUCCAACGACACCCUUAUUUUUCGGUGUUCUGGAUAACAGUAUCCAGAAUUUUGUCCAGAUCACCACCAAAAUUUAACGGGAUCCCCCUGGGGCUGAGACGCACCUCUGGUGAAAAUUUCAGGUCAAUCUGUCUGUUACUUUCUCCGUGAAGUUGCUAACAGACAAACAAACCAACGCUACCGAAAACAUAACCUCCUUGGCGGAGGUAAAAAGGGCAAAAUCCACAAAAAUCACUGGGGCAAAAUUAAUGGAGCAACAGGGGACAAAAGCAUACGCAUACAGACAUACAGUGAACCAACCAGGACAGAGGGGAAGACGGGGACUAUAUAUAUAUAUUCACACUGGGAACCGAGCAACAGGUGAGGCAGACGGACACAGGUGAAACUCAUGGGUGACUAACAAAGUGUGGAAAACUAGGGGAGUAAAACCAGACUACAAACACAGGGAAUCAACUAUUACAAAAUAAAACAGGAAACACUGAAAGCUGGUAUAAAGAAUAAAACACAGAGAACAGGAGGGAAACAGGGUCAAACACAAACUGAAAACUCACAAGACUGGAUCACAGGAACAAUAGGGAAUAGAAACACUAGGAAAAACAAAGAAAAUACAGUCAAAUAACAAAACCAAGGAAAAACUAAAUUAACAGAACAUACAAUGACGACAAGUCCCUAACACUAAAGAAGUCUGGCAGGUGUUGGUGAACUCAUGAUUGCUGUUACUAACAUGGUCUCCUAUCUGCAGGCUUUUGUGGAGAACAAGUUGGGCAGUAUGUCAUACCUGGCAGCCUUGCCAGUAAAGGUAAGAAAAAAUACAGAGCAAUCAUAGAUAAAACAAAUUAUAUGAAAGUAUAUACUGUAUAAAGGAACAUCUAUAAAGAAAUGCUUAUUGGGGAGCCAUUGGCCUCUGAGCGCUGAUUUAUGAACAAAUUUACCAAAGUAUUUUUAAACAGUUGUUUCAGUUUUAAUUUUUCUGAUGCCAGAUUGUUGAUGAUUUAUCGUGUUCCUGCAGUUUGAAGAGCCAAUCUAUGGCGAACUCAACACAGACUUCACCACAUUCGUUACACCUGGAGCUGUGCUCAGGUCAGUUUCAUGGAGUACAAUUAUUAUUGUGCCUCUAUAUGAAGUUACAGAACCUAGCAGAAUUAAUGUUAAACAAAAUUUUUUGAUGACUUUCUCUUCUUUUGUACGAAUGUUUUUAAGAGAGAAAGUUUGAGACUGUGUUAAACUCAGUUAUUUGCUUUGUAUUUGUUUAAUGAAAAUACAUUUUCGUCCAGUAAUUCUUCUUACUGGGGUCUGUCACGUAACUUUUCCCCUCUUUUUGUCCUUCUUUGGGUCCUCCAGUAUCACAUUUUACUUGGCUGUGGGUCUGACAGCGCUGUCCUUUGUCCUGGAGAGGAAGGAGGGGCUUUUGGAUCGAUGCUGGGUCGCAGGUGAGAGGUCACAGUUCACAUGGUUCCUUUUUAUGUCCACAUUCAAAUGCCAAAAGCUGCACCCCAUUUCAACGUUCACACUUUGAAGAAUAGAAUAACUAACAAUACUUUUUUUUUUUUUUUUUUUUUUACAUUAUUUACUCUGAUGGGAAAAGGAUUAAAAUCCAAACUUUAUUAGUAAAUGAGCUCAAAAAACAAAGAGAAAUAAAUCCUUAAAGUUGGGACUGUGUAUAUUUCUCUGAAUACAUUUUUAAAAUUCUUUUUCUGUAUGUUGCACAUUAGUAUGUAGAGUGUGAACAGUGUUGGGAACGUAGCAUAUUAUGAUUUACAGUUUAGAAAUAGGAUCUUGUCCUCAGUAAAUUAAAAUUGUGUUUGGUGCAGCUGCUGUUGGUCUUUGCUGAACCAAAAAAAUUAAAAAUUAAAAACAUGUGCGAGAGCUACUGUAGAGUUUUUGUUUGUUUGUUUGUUUUGUUUUUGCUACGACACCCUAACCUUUUGAAAAAAGGCAAGAGGAAAAUAUUUCCUUCUGAGAUUUAUAGAAAUCACAGUAAACAUGUUUUUCUUUCUUUGUUGUGUAAUUUGAUAAAUUACCAGUAGAGGGAGUGAUAUGAUCAGGGCUGAAUUUGAAGAUGAUGUUUACUAGUAUCAGACACACUGUUGGAGUGUUUUUUGAAUUGAUAUUUUGUUUUCUUAGAUGUAUUUUGAAGAUUUUUGUAAACCAUUUUGAUUCAUAUUAACCCAAAUCGCCCUUGUGUAGUAGUACUUUAUUUCUGAUAAAGUACCUGAGAGGUUACGACCGAUGACAAGUGACUAGUAUCACGUUUCUCUCUCUUUUUUUUUUUUCUAAUGCGUGCAUGUGUUUGUCUGUCUCUCCUUCAGGUGUGAGCUCUCUGGAGAUGAUGCUGGCUCACCUUCUCUCUCAGCUGUUUGUCAUCAGCGUCCAGAUCAUCCUGCUGCUUCUCUUCAUACUGCUCGUCUUUAAGGUUUGUCUCCCUAAACAGGCUCUGAUGAGUUAAAACAUUACUGAUUUGGCGUCUCAGUCUGUACAGUAGCAAGAAUAAGAGCAGUCGAGAGGAAAGAAACAAUAAAAGACUGCAGUUCCUGAACUGGGCUCAUGAGGCUGCUUCCAAAAGUCAUUCUCAUUUGCACCAAUCAGAAAAUCAACAAAUUGACAGCAUCAUUAACAGGCUCACAGUUUUGGUCUCUUCAGGUUGCUUGUUUACCUUGUUGUCAUUCAGCUAAUCAAAUGAUCCAUUGCUGUGGUUUCCCCUUGGGUCUUAUGAGUUCAGGCUGCAAUCUUUUUAAGCAGGUUAAAGCACACACUAUUGCAGAGCUUUCCUUACAACCUUAGGACAUAGUCUCUUGUCCUACCUGUUCAUUUAGACAAAUGCCAUGUGGUCAGUUUUCCCAGACAGGAAGUACUUUUCAAAGUGCCUGUUACUACUCGUGACAAAGCAAUGCAAUAACCUUUACACUCAGCUAAAAUUUUAAACCCAGAAAUAAAGAAGUACCAUCAUAUUUUUAGCUUAAAGAUACAUUUAUUGUAGGAUUUAGUUUCAGAGGUGUCAGAAAUAUGACAUUAACAUUAUAUACUUGUGCUAAAGGCCAUCAAACAGAGCUUUAUUUUUCAAGAUUUUUGUCUCUUUUCUAUGUGAAAUGUUACAAAUUUUAAGGCACAUUUUAAUAGAAAAAUACAAUGUGAAAUAAACAAACAUCAGAAGGUUAAGUGUAAUGUAAAUCCUCUUAUGUUUGUAAAUAAAAGUCUGAAGGUCAAAGGGAUCAAGGUUUACUGUGAAAACAACAAACUGGCAUGAAUCUGGGGGAUUCUGUUCAUUAUUGGAUAUCAAUAACACGUGAAAUGAAUCAAUACAGGGAGAAGGCGCAUAAACACGAGAUAGAAACCAUUUAAAUGUGUGCGUGUGUGUGUGUGUGUCUAUAUCUGUGUCCAGUCUGUACAGGCACAUGAUUUUAUAGAUGUGUGUGAGAGCGUUCAUGCGUGUGUUAAUUAAGGUGCCGAGGUCCAAAGAGGACCGCCGCUGCAUAAAUCACUUCCUGCGUUUGCCCCUGUAUCCAGGGAUCACUGCUGGAUCGCCACGACAACAGCCCCUGAUUGCUGUGGCAACCAAAUAGUCAUGUGGUCUCUCGGUGCAGGUCUAUUUUUGAACGUUGUCAGGGGAGACGGAUAGUGUCUUAAAACACUGAGGACAAGUGCACCAGCAGACACACACACGCACACACACACACACACACACACACACACACACACACACACACACACACACACACACACACACACUUAUAAAUGCCGGCAGAUUCUCGUGGAGUUAAAGAGUUACCACCUUUAAAUCAUCUGUGCUGAUUCUUGCAGACCUCUCUGUCUGUCUGUCUCUCUCUAUCUCUCCCUCUUAUGACUUUAUUUCGUUAUAUGUUGUCCAAAGCUUCUUUUCUGUCUCAGUUUUCUCCAUCUGUAUGAUUUGCAACCAUUACAAUCAGCAGAAACAUUUAUUUUUACUGAUUUAAUUCUGGUUGUAGAUCAGUGAAAAGCAUCAGAUUGUGUCUGUUCUCGUCUGUCUUCUUCAUCUCCUUCUCUGUUUUGUCUCCAUCCUACAUUUUCAUAAUUUCAUAAGACAUCAUACCUCAUUUGAGAUUUAUUGCAUGUGGAUAAAAAAAACUUGCUCUUCCGUUCAGAUACUCUGUUUGUACGGGUAAUGAUAGCCUGUUUCUUUGCAGAAUCCCAAUGAAGGCUCUUUGGUGCUGAUCAUCAUCCUGAUCAUACUUCAGGGCGUCACUGGCAUCUCCUUUGGCCUGGUCAUCUCUUCUGCCAUCGAUGACGAACAGAAUGCUAACCAGGCCGCUCUGGGCAUCUUCUACCCCAACCUCAUCAUCAGCGGUAGGCUUCUGUAUCCGUUUGAGUGCUGUAUAUACUUGUGUAGAGUUUCACCUUUUUAUGGUAAGUCCUUAGGUGAACCUGCCAGUUUAAGCAGCCUCUUCUUUUAUUUUGAAGCUAUAAACAAAUCAGCUCGAGUGUGAAAAUAGAGUAGGUGGACUGCUAGACUGACUAUCAUCUCUGAAAUAAUUGAAUCAGAGAAAUGUAUGAGUUAAGAACGUGUAGAUAACCUUUGCAGCCAUACGAGUUCAAUACUUCAAACACAGUUAGGUGAAGAUAGGAAAAUAACUUCAACAAACGCUGUCUACUUUCUGAGACUAGAGCCAGAUGUUGUUCAUGUUCUAUCAGGUAGUCCAAGAGAAUAAUUAGAUACAGAGUUCGAUAAAACAUCUGUGAUUGUAAUGGGACAAAGGGGUUAAAUAAGCUUAAAUAAGCCCUCAGUAUUUCCUUCUUAAACAACAAACACCUUUCACAAGGGAGGAGAUGACGUGUAAAUAAAACUGAGGCUUUCAUUUGUUCAACCCUGCUUUAAGUGGCUAAAUUUUGUUGCUAAACCUUAAAGCACAAACGCAUUAUCACAAAGGGAGUUUUUCACUGUUUAUGAAAUAGACUGGAAUUUAAACGCAUUUUAAGACUUGAAAAAGCAAACAAAACCAUCAAUAAAAAGACACCAGUAGAUUAGAUUUUUUUCCUGUUGUUACUUUUGAUUCCUAUAAAUGCUGCCACAGAUAAUGAGAUCAACAUUGCCCUCCCAUUACAACCUUUUUAAAGGAUUUACUGUAACUAUUUGACUGAUAAUACACCCAGAAUGAGAUUUUUUCCUAGACCUGUACAGGACAAGACCAAAAGAAGUUCACAGGUACCACUUUGUCCACAGGGUGGCAAAAAGUUCAGGAAUUUUUUUUAUUGUCACAGUCUUCUUCAUAGAUCAGAUAUUUUAUUUGAAGCAGUGUCAUGUUUUGUUAAAAAUGUUGUGUUUUUUAAUGUUGUGAGAAUAAACAGACCAAGAUCUGGACGAAACAGCUCCUCUCCCAUUCUCUCUUACAGAACAGUCAAAUGAUGGUUAUCAGCAAAAACAAUCUUGUUCUGUUUUGUCAAACUCAUUUUUUCUCCUCAAACUUUAAGGACAUCCAUUGACCUUAAAGCUGCAGUUCAAACAGUUCAAAGUUUGUUAUUGUCCUUCAAAGUCCACCACAGAAACUUCAAUGUCUAAAAUAUCACAGUGGUUUGCACACACUCUGUGUGAUGAUGACAACCAUGUGAGCUUAUUUAAUUCCCUUAGACAGCUAAUAAAAGGCCUCGCAGUGAGAUUAUUUAAUCAGCAGCAGUUACCAAGCAGUUGUUUCAAAACAAAAUCUUUGACCUUUUUAUGUAAUUUUUUCUUAGUCACUUCCUCAUUUUCCACUCCUAGAUGUUGAUCUAAGUAAAACAGUAAGUAAAACUCUCUGUCCUGUGUUGCAGGUAUCAUCUGGCCUGUGGAGUGUAUCCCGAUUGAGUUCUUACCCAGCAUCCUCUCUGUCCUGUGUUGCAGGUAUCAUCUGGCCUGUGGAGUGUAUCCCGUAUCCUCUGCGCUACCUCAGCCUCGCACUCCCUCAGACGUACGCCUCAGAAGCUCUUCGCUGUAUCAUGUAUAGAGGUAAGGGACAUGUUACACAACCCUCCUCGGUUGCAUAAUACAAAGUGCAAUGGCUCAUCUGGUGUGUGGUUGGCGGGCACAUGGCUCUGAUUGUUCUAUACCACACAUCCAGUGUGCCAGGCAGUCGUCUGAAUCAUUAAUCAGUCUAGUUGCUCAGCUUCCUGGAACACCAGGUGUUAUAGUUUCUCUCAGUUUCCCAAUCACUCUCUUUUUCUUGAAGCCAAUUCAUUUGAACGCCACUUAUUAUAUAGAUAACAUUUGCUGUGUACAGGAGGUUAAUAUAAAUCUGUCUCUCUCUCUCUCUCUAAAAGGUUGGGGUCUGUCUCAGAUGAUGGUGUGGCGCGGCUUUGCAGUCACCCUGGGUUGGAACACGUUCUUCCUCAUCCUGGCCACUGUCAUCUUGAAGCUGAGGACUUAACAGUUUCACCCCAUGGAGAACUUUACCUCACUGUUGGGACAGAGCCGUCAGGUGACAUCCAACAGCACAAGACUUACCCAGGCCUCCUGAAUAUGGAUGAACUGGAGGGAGUGAGGGGAGUGGGGGUGAGGAGGGGGUUCUGUGGUUUAAUAGACUGAUGAGGAUGCAUCAGCCCCCCUCCCCUAAAUAAUUAUCAUCACACGCACACUUAAGUCAGCUGCCCGAUCCUGCAACAGUUUCUGGAGCCUGUUCAAGCAGGAGUGAAAUGCAAAAAGCUGCAUGUAGAAGUUCACAAAGAGUAUACACAUUUACAAUAUGAGAAUAGAUAUAUCAUAAAUGAAGGGAGUAUAUAUUCUUAUUGUUUGUUCCACUUCUUUGUGCAGCUUUUUAAAACCUUUCACUCUUGAUGAAGGCCGGGAACCAACUCAGGGUUACUUUUUCCAUGUUUUUGUCUGCCUUCAGUCUUAUUCAGAAAGAUUUGUGAAAAUACUUACUAUAGCAGUUAGACGAUGGUUUUGUCCCCACAGUAUUUGUUGCCUACAUCAAAUUUGUAUCUUAUAGAAACUGUGUAGACGUCAACACUGAAAUGUCAGAAACAAAGUCAGCACAACAAGGAAAUAUAUAUUUUUAUUUAGAUUAUGGUUCCUUUACAAGCAGAAAACGAAGUGAAGCACUGUGAUUGUAUUAUGUCGUGGGGACCAAGGAGAGUCUUCAAAAAGCUGAUCACUCCCUUAUAUGAAGAAAAUUCUCACCCACAGCAGGACUACAUUCUCUCGUUGCUUAUUUGUUACAUCGUCGUCCAGAUUUAUGUCCUUCCUGUCUGCUGUGAAACAGGAAGUGGUAACCGUGUCUCAUCUUGGUGCUCAGCUGCAGUUUAGGUUGAUAGUGUCCUCCACAGAUUUUUUUUUUAUUUUUAUUUUUUUUGUGUGCCUGCAUUCCCUGUGGGAGAAGGAAAGCUUGAUGUCGGUGAUGGGAGGCAUAUUAUCAGUUUAUCACUGUAACAUUUAUUUUUUGAGAAGCUCCACUUUGCUGGACAGAGUGGGGUCUUGGAUUAAUUUGUUCUACAGGUUAAAAUGUGUUAUGCUCUACAAGCAGUCUGAAUACUUGCAAAACAUGAUUAUUUUUUUACUCAAAAGUUUCAAACUGCUUAUACUUUAUACUUUGUUUGUGAAUCUUUUAAUCCACAAUAACUCAAAAUAAAAGCACACAGCAGUGACACUGUUUGGGAUUAAACAUGUCAUCAUUGUGAUGUGCUUUUGGGAUGUUGUAAUGUCUGAACCAAGGGAAAGGGAAGGACAAAUCCUGACAUGAAAAAAAUAUAAAAUCCAGACAAGUCAUAACUUUGGAUAGAUAAAGAAUUGAAUUUGUAGGAAACAUGGUACUAAGCUUGAGGCAAAUAUCUGAUGGUCCUCCUUUUAAUUUGUACAAUAAUCCGUAAAGACAAUCCUUUUUCUUUUUUUUUUUUUUCUAAACAAACAACCACUCUAUAUUCUGUGACAAACUACACAUCUUUUUGGAAUCAACGGUACCACCCUUGUGUGUUAUUGAAGCAUUUGUCACUAUUUCUGGUCCCGGUGUGAUAACUUCGUAGAGUCUUGUCACAUCCGUGUAAGUGCCGGUGUUGGUGUUGAUAUGUUGACAACAUUUUGGGACGUGUUGGAAGGCUAGCGGAUUUCUCUGUUUCUAGUCGUUGUGCUUGGCUAAGCUGAUAACCCAUCAUUGGUGUUGGUGUGUCAAACCUCUUAUAGGUCCCAUCAAAGAUAGAGAUCGGGCAAAGAUGCCAAAUUGUUCAACCAUUCCUUAAAAAUGAUCAAUUUUGACUCAGCCCAGAAUCAUGUGUUAUGCCAAUCCCAUAUAUAUAAGGAAAUGUUUACAUCCAUGUGGAUGCAUGCCUAGUCAGAGUAUUUUUGAAUGAUGUAGAUGUUUUAUCCAGUUUGGCUUGUGGACUGAACAAAUAAAGCAGAAGGUGUUGUGUUUGGAUAUGGCAUGAAUGCUCCCUCUGCCUCACAGCUAUUGUUUAAUGUAAUGCAGAUAACGUUUAUACUAUCAAAAAUGUAUGUAUCUAUUAAGCAGGAUGAAUGAUUAAACUAUAAGUCUGUUACUUUCUUUAGUUGUUUUUUUUCUGGGUUUACACAUAGACUGUAUAUAGAAUGGACACCAUCUGCCUUCUCGCAAGGGGAAGCCAUAGGGAGAACAGUGACCUCUGGUGACAGGCUGCUGUAUAGGUCAUAUGUCCCACCUCCUCCCUAUAGAGCUGUGGAAAAACUUUAGAAAUUAAUUACACAGAAUAUAAACUUUUCUCCCCCCUGUUUGUGAUGUUGACAUGUAGUUACUGUAAGACUGGUUUGUGCUCAAGUCCUCUUUUUUUCUGUACAGCUCCAUUUUUAAAAGUUAUUUGGGGGUUCAUGUUUUCUAUGAUUGACACUCGAUACAGCCUAUGGGUAUACAACGAUUGUGUAGCUCACCGGGGGGAUACGCUGUUUGAGUGGAGCAUCACCACAGCGAUUCUUUACAACGCUACUGUGCAAGUGGUGGUUCCAGAAAGUGGAAAAAUUUAGCUUCAUUCGGGAGGCGGAACCAAGUUGUCCAUAGUAUAUACAGUCUAUGGGGUUACAUAAUGACCUAACAGUAAAGAUGAGCAGAAUGUUGCACAUUCAAUGUCCAGAGAUUUCCCUGCAAAUGAGAGAGCCCUAAAAACUGGUGUGUGAGAAGAAAUGCAAUCAAAUGGGGAUAUAAAAAGACCUACAAAAGCAAUUGCCCCAAGGCUUAACAGUUCUGCAGUGGUCGAGAAUGCUACCUAUCAGUGCAAAGACUGUUGAUCAGGUUUCUAAAUCAAAAUUACAAGGUGCAAGUGGUUCAAUCUUUUCCUCACUCUGCAGUCAGAGAUGCAUUUUUAGAGAAUCAUCAAGAAACGGUGAAAUGAAGUAACCUAAAAAGCUGAUUCCAGCCAUUACAUGCUACAUUAAAAAGUCAAACAAAAUGACUUGAAAGGGCAGAUAAUCCAAGGCAGGUCAGAAGCAGACAGGUCAGAGCUGCCGCCUUAAGUUAAAUGGUCCUGGUUUAAAAUUCAGGGCAAGGACAAUGCUUGGUUGUAGCAGGGAAAGUGCAGGUUUGAGAUAGAUACAAUUGUGUCUACUGACAUUAACUAUGUUUACUUUCCUUUUUCAGUUUAAAAAGUAGAUAAAACAUCUUGUGAUAUUCAAAAAGUGUCAGCCUUUACAGACAGACAGUUCUCUGUAUUGGCUAAAAAUAAAACAUUAUUCUGCUGACUGUUGUGUUGUAACAUGUUUGCACUGUGAGAGCAGAUCAGCCUCGCUCUAAUGAACCACUGUGCAUGGAUUGAAAAAUCAAAGAGCUAAUACCCCUUUGAGAGAUCCAGAUUUGAAUCCAUAUUGACAAUACAUUGAAAAAACCCUCAUAAUUCCUGUGGUAACAACAAGGAAAAAGAAAAAACACUGGUGGGCCACUGCUGACAGAUUUAUUUGAUGACAUCAUGUUUAGUUGCAUCACUGUGUUGCUUGUUACCAUGGUGACUAUGAUGACCUUGCAGGCUCCACUUGAAAUAAAUCUUGGUUCUCGCCUGA
Xyrichtys novacula (pearly razorfish) is the source of this 30686-nucleotide messenger RNA. NCBI's taxonomy places the organism in Eukaryota, Metazoa, Chordata, Actinopteri, Labriformes, Labridae. The record is from the annotation of a GenBank genome assembly.